UUAAAUUUUAUUCAAAUGCAUUUAUCUGUAACCCAAUUGCGCGUCAUUUACGUCCCACGUGUGGCUCACGUGGAAGCACAAGAUAUCAUCCCUUCUCAUUCUUUCCCCCGCAACAAAUCAUCAUCCCUUGCUGCAGAGCCUCCCAAGUGCUCAAUCGAGGCCGUUUGCUGUGGGGGAGACAUGCUCUGCUCUUCCACCCUGGCCUUCUCUCCGCCCUCCUCCCCUGCCGGUCCAUCGGCCUCCAGAAAGGUCAGUAGAAUCACCGCCAUGGUUAGAGCUCAACCGUUGCAAGUACAGCCUGGCGUUCCUCCAUCCGCGCCCACCUCGCUGUGUCCGUCUCCAUCUCGAGUUCUUGGCGUUGCCAUCCCUUUAGCCGCCUCCGUUUGCCUUCUCCUGUGGUCGAAUCCAGUGGAUGCUGGAAUUCUAUCAGGUUUCUCGGGCUUCGAGUCGGUCCCUGGUCCCCAGCUACCACGGAUCAAUUUCCUUGAAGAAUGGAAUGAGAAAAACCAGAAGAAGUACGCUGAGUUCGAUUCAAGAUUCAAAUCAUCAUCCGUGCUUAAAGAGCUUUUGGAAAAAUCCAAAUUGAAUAAAGAAAGGAAUCAAAGAGAGCUUCAAGAUAAGUACUGCUUGAGAGGUGCAGAGUGGGGCGUGGGAGACUGCUCCACACAAGGAAUGACACAGGAAGAAAGAGACGAGUUUAUUGCAACGUUGAAGAAGAGGGCUGGAGGAGAUUAAGUAGCAGUAACAAUUUCUUUAAAAAAAUUGAGAAAAGUUUGACCUUUUUUUUUUUACCUGUUCCAUUUGGUAAUUUACUUGUAAUAACAUGUGACGUUAGCUCAAACGAGGAUGUGUCCUGUGUACA
Messenger RNA from Musa acuminata AAA Group (dessert banana), 862 nucleotides. RefSeq lists its product as uncharacterized. The transcript is spliced from 4 exons. Bases 16 to 735 code for a protein of 239 amino acids. NCBI's taxonomy places the organism in Eukaryota, Viridiplantae, Streptophyta, Magnoliopsida, Zingiberales, Musaceae. The record is from RefSeq and is a predicted model, not a curated record.